Armigeres subalbatus is the source of this 2866-nucleotide messenger RNA. Its product is annotated as latrophilin-like protein LAT-2. The record is from RefSeq and is a predicted model, not a curated record. Bases 1230 to 2480 code for a protein of 416 amino acids. Gene Ontology annotation, molecular function: G protein-coupled receptor activity. The transcript has 9 exons. Gene Ontology annotation, cellular component: membrane. NCBI's taxonomy places the organism in Eukaryota, Metazoa, Arthropoda, Insecta, Diptera, Culicidae. Gene Ontology annotation, biological process: G protein-coupled receptor signaling pathway; cell surface receptor signaling pathway.
CACGUGCACCAUCUCCCGGGGGGAAAUCUACGCUUCCACCAGGAAGCCGACCCAUUGAUUGAGUUCCAAGAUGUGCUUUGGUCACUAAAUCGAGUAUCCUGCGGUGGAAAACGAAGCGCGCGCGAGGGGUUGGGUGUGUGUGAAGCGGAACGGUUCGGUUUUGGAUAUUGGUCGGAUUGAGUGUAGAAGGAAGCGGCAGCAGAGAACGCACCAAUGUUUGGGUGGGUGAUUCGGAUGAAAAUCGUUUUUUCCUGUGAGGUGGAUGUUGUUGGCGGUUGAUGAAGGCAGUGCUGUUUGGAUAGCGUGAAGUUUAGCGUAAAUUUGAUUUUUUUUGCUGAGUGCAGCAUCAUAGGUAAAUAAGGAUGAGCGUAUUAUCCCAAGAAGUAAAUUAUCAUAUCAGUAUAAUUAGUGAAUUACGGUGAGCGAGUAGCUGUAUUCGAAAGGAGUGUACGCAAAGUAAUUGUAUUCGGGGGAAGGAAGAACAACUUUGUUAAACGGAAUAGAUUGGUCUCUCGGCGGAGGUGUAUACGACCGAAAUACAAAUUGAGUGUUUAGUGAAAGUGUCGAAACAGCAAAAGUCAGACAUCGUCCGUUGAUGGUUGGUGUUGUACGUUUGGAGUGGAAAAUCUGCUUGCGAGAGGGUCUCUAUUUGUGUUGACACCGGCUAACGUGAUGCCUGUAACGGCGAGGACGACAUCCAGCACGCACGGUGCGAUCCCUUGUCGACGGAGCAAUUCAAGUUAAAUUUACUGUGAAAUAGGCACAGAUCCCGUCCAUGGCUCAACGGUUCGUCUAGUGAAAAACAAACAAUCCCAAAUCGAAAGGGAAACAUCGCAGCCCCUCUUGACUGAAAUAAUCCAAUGAAAACACUUCCCUCCAGUGACGCGCUACUCACAUCCAUACAUAUCCACCAGGCUUGUGGCGUAUGCAAAGUGAAAACCUGUAAGGUGUAUCCAUAAGGAGGAAUCGAACAAAUACGGAUGAUUCGAUCGAGCUGCGAAACGGAGACCGGCCAUAUAACAGUGAUUUGGAAAUGCAGUGAAGGAAAAACGGGGAACAAAAUUUGGGAUUUGAGUGUAGUUGACCCUUCUGUGAUUGGGUUGCCUCCAUUGAGAAGGUGUCAGUUUGAAAUUUGAAGGGUUGGCCGACUGGAAUUGAAGUUCGAGCUCGGGAUUCGAAAAAGGAUAACGACGACGUGAUUCGAAAGUCAACCGGGAAAGGCACAUAUCAUGGAAACGCUCUACACCGGACACAUCCACGGGUUUCCACCGGCGGCCAACGUAUCAUACGGAUCUCUGAGCACGACAUGGGGCUCCCAGGGCGGGCUGAUUGCGCUGGGGGUGGUCCUGGGGAGCUCCGUCAGCCUGGUGGGACUGGCGUUUGCCUUUAUUACGUACAGCCUAUUUUCCGACUUGAAGUCCCUGGCAGGCACGGCUCUUCUCAGUCUGCUCGCGUCGCUCUUCAUGAGCCAGCUGCUGUUCGUGAUCGGCGUGGGCGGCGUUCAGGACACCGAACUUUGCCUUUCGCUAUCGCUGGCGCUGCUGUUCAUGAAGCUGGCCACGAUGUGCUGGCUGUGCUGCUGUUGCCACCAUGCGCUGGUCCUGUUCCGCUCCAGUACGAAUCUGAAUCCAAGCCCGGAACCGAGCAUGGGACGAGCGUUGGCGCAUUACAGCCUGCUGUCGUGGGGAUUUCCGCUGCUAAUGCUGGGAGUGGCCGCCGCCUUCAAGUACAAGGAACGGGACGUGAAAAUCACCGGAGCACAAGUCAUCGCACAGAUCGUGCACGACCUGAACGGCGAUAGUCAUUGUUGGCUAAUGGAAGGUUCGGCGUACAUCUGGGGCUUUCUGGUGCCGGCGGUGAUACUACUUUUCGCCGGGUUCUACCUGGCGUGCCAGGGAUGCGGCGCGGUCAAGAUUGCCGCGGCACUGCAAAUCGACAGCCGGGCCAAGACCAAGCUGGUGAAGAAACGGGGCCUCCAGAUCGGGCUGUUCUUUAAGAUUCUAAUCGUCCUGUCCUCGGUCGUCUUUCUGGGAGCAAUCGCCUCGAUGUGGAAUGUUGUCGAGCUGUGGUCCAUCUACAGCAUUGCACAGGGCAUCCAGGGCCUGGUGAUAGCGAUGCUCGUGUCGUGCAACUGCAAAAUCCUGAAGCUCUACUCGGCCCCCCGCAGUCAAAAAUCCCGUCGCGGCACGUACCGCAGCCUCAAAGAUGGCGAAGGUGGUCGCUACGGAGUCCUCUCGGUUACCAAUCCGAACUACGAGGACAUCCCCCCAAUGCAACACACCUUCGCGCCCAUUCCCGAACCGGAGGAAUCGCCCUCGCCGGCGCACAGCUACGUCAAGAUGGCCUACCGGGAGCGUCACUUCGUCGAGCGGACCGACGUGGUCGUACCGUCGGCGCUGGACUGUGCCUUCAGCGGGGAACUGUCCACCUCGUUGGCGAUCGAGGAAAUCCCGCGCAACCCACUGCCGGCCUCGGUGUGAAAACUGCAUGUGGUGAAUCGGUGGCUGGUGGCACUACUGCCACUGGUGGCUUAGCGUGCGCACUCGGUAAUCGAUGAUUCAGUGACAAUAAGUGUGCACCGGAAGAAUCAGGGAGGAAAGUUUAUGUCCCGGGAGGGAACUACUACUAAAAAUAUCAAAAAGUGUAGCUUGCAUAUCUAGGUCAUAUCAGAGAUGAAAUAUCAACUUUAUUGUAUAUCAGAAAGGAAUGUAUUUUAGAGGAAUGCGGACAAAGGGUCUCGAAAAAGCGUUGUACAUAUAAAAAUAUUGAUGGGGAAGAAGUAUAUGCAAUAUGGUAUUAUGCAGCAUGCUUUGGAGACAAAGUGGUAAUUUUGUUGAGAAUAUAUUGAACGGUCAGUAGAAAUCUA